GUUUGUGACCGUCUGUCUUUACUCUUGGCCUAACCUCUUGCGCCGCACUCUGUUUACUACUUUUACCUUAGCCCACUGAACCCUAGAGCCCACACCCCCUAAAAUCUCCUCCUCUUUCAUCAGAAAAAAAAAGAAAAAAACAUUGUUCUUUCCACCAUGGAUUCUGUACCAAAUCGUCAUCACCAGGCAUCCUACGACAACCUCGAUUAUGAGGUUGAUAUGGAGCUGGAAGGUGAUGAGGAUUCUACCUCUUCCCCCUCCAUCGCCGGUGAGGUGACCAUAGCGGUCGCCGGCGUGUCCACAGGAGAUUCCGGAGCUGGAAUGAUGAAUCCGGGAAAACGCCCUAGGAUUGACGACUUCGCCAUUCCGGUCAUUCUUCCCGGAGCGGUAAAGAAGCCAUCUGCUGCUUUUGAUGAGUCUCGCAAGCUUUUUCAGAGGCUUUGGACGGAUGAGGAUGAAAUUGAGUUGUUGCGGGGAUUUCUGGAGUACACCACCCAGCGUGGCCUGAACACUUCUUCCCCGCAGCACCAUUACGAUACCACCGCAUUUUACGAGCAGAUCAAGUCGAAAUUCCAGCUGGAUUUCAACAAAAACCAGCUUGUGGAGAAACUCCGCCGACUGAAGAAAAAGUACAGGACUGUGGUGAGCAAGAUGGGAUCUGGCAAGGACUUUGUUUUCAAAAGUGCUCAUGAUCAGGUAACUUUCGACAUCUCUCACAGGAUCUGGAGUACUGGAGGCUCUUAUGCCCGCAGCAGCCCUGGAGGCUCUGUUGGUUUCUCCGCCCCACCGCUAGAAGAUGGUGGUGUUGGAUUGGGAUUGGAGGAUGAUGAGGAUGUUAACCCUAACCCUAAUCCUGAUUCAAUUGUCCUUUAUCAUAGCCCUAAGUUUAAUCUUAACUCUAACCCUAAUGGAAUUGCCAUCAAAACUCCAAGAUCACAGAAAAGGUCCCCAGUACCUUUAGAAGCUGUUAAAGUUGAGCAUCAGCCUUAUCAGCCACCUGGGGUCCGCAUUAAUGUGCAAAUGCCGGCCACAAACUCCAACCCGGUGGCAGCUGCCCCUGCUGCACCACCAGUGUCUGGAGUUGCUGCACCACAGGUGUCUGGAGUUGCUGCACCACCGGUGGCUGGAGUUGCUGCAUCAGCUCCCACCACGGUGGCUGCUUCUGUGCCGAACCUGAUUGAGGAAACAGUGAGGAACUGUGUAUCACCAAUUUUCAAGGAGCUGGUGAACAAUGUGGCCAAUUUGAAUGGGUCUGCUAGAGGGUUUGGGUUUGGCUUUGGAGGAAUGGGGAUGAGUCCAAUCCCACUGGGGCUGGGGCAGGGGCUGGGACUGGGACUGGGGUUUGGGGGAGGUGCAAUGAGCAUGGAAAUGAUGGGGGAUGAGAAAUGGAGGAAGCAGCAAAUGCUGGAGCUGGAGGUUUAUUCGAAGAGGUUGGAAUUGGUUCAGGAUCAGGUGAAAGCACAAUUGGAGGAGCUGAGAUCAAUGGGAAGUAACAAUUGAAAAUGUUGCUUUUCUAAUGUAUACAACUUAUUGAAAUAAUUCUAGUUGAUAAUUUUACCCCAGGUUGUUAAUGACAGUGGAUGGUUUAGGUGGAUGGUUUAGCUUUUGGUUGCUAAAUAAUGACUUCUAAUUAGUUUUCAGUCAGCUGCUUGUUUGCAGACUUUGAUGCAAUAUAGAUGUUUCGUCUAUUUUGUAAAUAGAAAUGGAAAUGAUAGAAAGACCAAAAUGUUGGGUUAGUGUCAUUCUUGAUGUCUCUGAUUUAAAUGCUUGCUGCUCUGCA
This is a messenger RNA of Solanum tuberosum (potato), 1780 nucleotides long. RefSeq lists its product as uncharacterized. Lineage: Eukaryota; Viridiplantae; Streptophyta; Magnoliopsida; Solanales; Solanaceae. The record is from RefSeq and is a predicted model, not a curated record. The transcript has a single exon. Gene Ontology annotation, biological process: regulation of DNA-templated transcription. The coding region runs from base 157 to 1500 and encodes 447 amino acids. Gene Ontology annotation, cellular component: nucleus.